AUGGCGGAAGGGAAAUGGGACGAAAGUGAUGUAGUUUACCCAUUAACUGAUUUUUUAGAGUCAGAGAAUUCCGCUGAGGACGAAAGCUCAGAAAGUUCAGCAGCUCAGUGUCCGCAGGACCUCAGAAGCGUCUUGGUUACCAGUGUUUUGAACCUGGAGCAGCUGGACAUUGACCUCUACAGGGGAACGCAUCACUGGGUGCCACGCACUCAGCGCCUAUUUGGGGGUCAGAUCAUCGGUCAGGCUCUUGUGGCUGCAGCCAAAUCUGUUGGUGAUAAUCUCUAUGCUCACUCCCUCCAUUGCUACUUUGUUAGAGCAGGGGACCCUAAGGUACCUGUGCUUUACCAGGUGGACCGCACUAGAGAUGGGCGCAGCUUCACAGUCCGUUCGGUUAAAGCCAUCCAGCACGGACAGCCGAUACUGAUCUGUCAGGCUUCCUUCCAAGUGCUGCAGCCCAGCCCCCUGCAGCACCAGUUCCCCAUGCCAGUGGUUCCUCAGCCUGAAGACCUGCUGACUGUCGAGGAGCUCAUCCAGCGGUAUCUCAGUAAACCAGACCUAACAGAGAGUGCUAAACAAGGUCUCAACAAACUCCUGGCAACUGAGGUUCCCAUUGAGAUGAAGCCUGUCAGCCCAGCACACUUCUAUAGAUUUGCUCCAGGAGAGCCAAGGAGGCUGUUCUGGGCGAGAGCACGAGGAUAUAUUGGUGAAGGUGACAUGAAGCUGCACUGCUGCGUCGCCGCCUAUGUGUCUGAUUUUGCCCUCCUUGGCACCGUCCUGCUGCCGUACUCCAAAUACAAGGCUCGCUUCACCGCCUCCCUGGACCACGCCAUGUGGUUCCACAGCACCUUCCGCAGCGAUGAGUGGAUGUUGUACGAGUGCGACAGCCCCUGGGCAGGUAGCAGCAGGGGACUGGCUCAGUGCCGACUGUGGAGAAGAGAUGGGGUGCUGGCGGCCUCCUGCUCUCAAGAAGGGGUCCUGAGGGUGAAACCUGUGGCAGAGAACAGCAAACUAUAGCAUCGGAACGACUUCUGUUGGUCUAUUUUAUGGAAGGAUAGCUCAUUACUGUACUUAAACGUGCAGUGUGCAGAUUUAAAGGAGGUGUAGAUAUUCUGGUUUUCACAUAUUACUAUGUUAAAAUAAAAAGUUCAACAUUGAAAGCUGAGACUUCAACUACUACACCACACAGAGACUUAAUGCAAAAAAAAUAUAUAUAUAUAUAAAUAUUAAUAAAUAUUAAUAUAAAUCUUUAAACAUUACCAUCUUUUUUCCAAUGUUAAUUUUUACAUUUGUUGUUUAUUUGAGAAAAAUUACCAGAAACUCCUUAAAUUAUGACUCUUUCAGUUAAGAGAAGGGGUUAAGGAAUGUAAAUUUUAGGCUGUUUUGGGUAUUUAGGCGAUCUAUUGUUUGCUGAAUCUUUGAUCAAGCUCAUGGUCUCUUGAAGGAAACUGCAGACCUGCAUUUAGCUCGAUUUCUAACUGGCCUGGUGAAGCGUUUGUGUAGCCUGGCUUGGCCUUUGUGGAACCUCAGUGAAAUAGGCUCAGGAAACCAAACUGAGGGGGUCACAUUCACAGCAAUGCAGAAGAUGUUCUAAUGUGUUGCUUCUGAUAAGCUCUACUUAGCUGCAGACUUUUUGUCUUAAGUGCAGUGGAAACUCAUACAGCUUUUCAUGAUGGCUUUGUUUCUGUUUAUGGAUGACUUUAUGGAAUCUACUGUGGUUUGUUUAAAAUAGAAUCAUUUUGGAACCUGUUGAAACAAGAUGAUUCCUUAGGUUAUGAAAACCCUGAAAUUGCAUUUGUGAAACUUUUCUUUAUGAUUGUGUAAUUUAUUGUAAUGUUUCUCAGCUUAGAAUGUUAAAAACAUCACUGAGUUUUGUCCAUAUUAUUAUUUUUAUUUAUUAAUGAUUACUGAGUUAAAGAGUAUUUUAACAUAGUUCUAUUUGUCUUAAAAGCAUUCCUGCACUGUUUGAUCUGUAAGUCAAGAACUAUUUGUGAAUAAGAUUUCUGGUCUCAAUAAAAUAAAAUUGCAUUAUGGCUU
Molecule: messenger RNA, 2034 nt
Organism: Cyprinodon variegatus (sheepshead minnow)
Lineage: Eukaryota; Metazoa; Chordata; Actinopteri; Cyprinodontiformes; Cyprinodontidae
Gene: acot8
Product: acyl-CoA thioesterase 8
Biological process (GO): acyl-CoA metabolic process; fatty acid catabolic process
Cellular component (GO): peroxisomal matrix
Molecular function (GO): fatty acyl-CoA hydrolase activity
Source: RefSeq, a predicted model, not a curated record